AGUGGACAGUCCCGUUGCUCAUCAUUUUCGUAUCUUGUUAAUGAAUCGAUAUAUAUAUACAUAUAUAUAGAUAUAAAGUUUACAGAAAGCAAUCAAUAAUUGCUAAAAAGCAAAUGUGCAACAAAAAAUAAAUUAAAUCAAUUACAGAUUAAAUUAUAGAACAUGCAAAAUAUGCAUAAAAGAGGCGUACCGCCCAGCAGAUAACAGUGUUCACGUUCGCCCGAAAAGCCACAGACGCGCGCCUUUGUUGCUCUGUCCGCGAUUGCUAGCUUCGGGCGACAUUCCCGUUUUGAGAUUUGUCGCGCGUAGCUACCCCACCCAAAAGCUACACAUACGGGCACGCACACACGUCCUACUGCCGCUUACGUGCAGCCAUGAACAACGCUCAGCCGAAAGGGGCAACGCAAGCUGCAGAGGCGCCCUUGCUACAGUUAGAGGAUGAGAUGGAUCUCAUUGGUGACUUUGUCAAGCAGCAGGCAACAACAACAGUUAGCAGUAAUCAACUGGCACCACUCCUAAACGGCUGCGAUACAGGUGGGAUCAAUAAGUUGACUACCCAAGUCGAGAUAAAUACAAUUGGCGUGCAUAGCAAGGCUACGAGCGGCAAGCGAAGGCAAAAACGAAAGCCAAAAAGAGAUCGGGAUCAAGUUCUAUUAUCAGUAGACGAUGCUGAUGCUGAUAGUGAUGAUUCUGUCGCGUAUGGUACUGAUGAUGUGGCGCCCAUUGAUGGUGCUGGCGGCGACGAUGGUGAAAACGUUGAUGUCUUUGCUGUUUGCAAAAAGCAACCGCAAAAUAGCCAGCUGUUAAUGCUGCAUGACAUCGGCGACGACGCCGAUGCCGAUGGCGACGACGAGGAAGAAGUUUUGCUGCACAAUAAUCUACCCGCCCUCCGCAAUGGCAAUGGCAAUGGCAAACGCAAACACUCCGAGGAGAGCAGCGAGAGCGUUAGCGGCAGAUCAAGCGCAACGACGCCGCAACUAGCCCCACAGCUUGUGAUUAGUCACAUUGCAACACCAGCGCGACGCGCACCAACUACAACGUCAUCGUCAGCAACAUCCCCGCUGAAAGCAACGACACGCCUGCCCCACGAGGAGGCCGACGAUAUUUGCCUAGUGCCAGAAAUCGACUUCGAGGGCAUGUCCACGGACGCAGGCAGCGAUAAUCGCGAAUCACAGCCGCUGCUUGGCGGCGGCGGCGGCGGCGGCAGUCAUGCCAGUCGCAUUAGCGAUCUACUUGGCGCUCUGGGACGCGGACAUGAUCACGUUGACCUCGUGUCAAACACAUUUGGCGACGAUCCGCUCUUCUCGGAGAUCGUGGCACAGGCUGAAUAUGCAAUCGAGAAGGGUAUUCUACCUGAGCGCAUCUACCAGGGCAGCAGUGGUUCCUAUUUCGUCAAAGAUGCCUCAAAUCAGAGAUGUCUGGCCGUCUUUAAGCCUAAGGAUGAGGAGCCAUAUGGCAGACUAAAUCCCAAAUGGACCAAGUGGAUGCACAAGCUUUGUUGUCCAUGUUGUUUCGGGCGCGCAUGUUUAAUACCAAAUCAAGGCUAUCUGUCCGAGUCUGGUGCCAGUUUGGUUGAUCGUAAGCUGAAUCUUAACGUCGUGCCCAAGACACGUGUAGUUCGACUGGUGGCCGAGAGUUUCAACUAUGCGCGCAUAGAUAGACAGAAGGCCAAGCUAAAAAAACGCAUCAAGGAGCAUUAUCCGUCGGCGCACUUCAACCGCAUGAGCCUGCCGCUAAAAACUGGCUCGUUUCAGCUUUUUGUAGAGGGCUAUAAGGAUGCCGACUAUUGGCUGCGUCGAUUUGAGCACGAGCAGCUGUCACCGGCACUGUCCAAAUCCUUUCAGCUGCAAUUUGAGCGUUUGGUUGUGCUCGACUACAUCAUUCGGAACACGGAUCGGGGCAAUGACAACUGGCUUAUUAAAUAUGUGGCGCCUAAACUUGUGGGCGAGGUAGGUGGAACUGGUGGCAAGAGCAUGGCACGAGCCAAUAAACUGGUGCCUGGCCAGACAAUAAUCGACCUUAACGAACCGCCAAUGCCGCUGGCCAAUGAUCCACAGCGCGUGACUGCUGGUGGUCAACCCGGGCCUACUUCCAUGGGCGUUAGUGAGCCUGCGAUUGGUGGGGCCAGUAGCUAUUUUAGUAGUGAUGAUGAAGUACCUAGCUCGAGUACCAAGAAGAACGCAAAUACUCCAACGGAGCCUACAUGGAAUCUAGUGGAAGCACCACAAAUUAGAAUUGCCGCCAUUGAUAAUGGCUUGGCGUUUCCCUUCAAGCAUCCGGACUCCUGGCGCGCAUACCCGUAUCACUGGGCCUGGCUACCACAGGCCAAAGUACCCUUUAGCGAUGACAUCAAAGAUCAGGUGCUGCCGCAGCUGUCCGACAUGAACUUUGUGGAAGAAAUCUGCACAGAUCUGCUGUAUUUAUUCCAACAAGACCGCGGAUUUGACAAGCGACUCUUUGAGCGGCAAAUGUCUGUUAUGCGGGGACAGAUUCUGAACCUCACGCAAGCACUGAGGGAUGGAAAAUCACCCGUGCAGUUAGUCCAAAUGCCAGCUGUUGUUGUUGAACGGUCUAGUAGCAGUCGAUUUUCUUCAUUCACGCAGCGCUUCCAAAACAAAAGUCCUUUCUUUUCUUGGUGUUAAUUGGCCGACUACAUUCUGAAUUCCUGUGUUACCCACCAAAUCAUUUGGACUGGUUCCGAAGUCAUUGUCUACUUAUGCGAUUUCUUGUUAUGAGCUAUAUAGCCAAAAGUUUUUAGUUGUAAUCUCCUUCAAUUUGGAUUUUGUUAAAUUUGUUAGUUUUGGAAAACUGUCGUUAAAAUCAAUUUCUAUUUAUUUACAUUACAUAUAUUUACAUAUUGUACAUGUUUAUAAUUAAGCAAAUUAUUAAUCCAACUGUUUGUAUAGUCAAUUGUUUAAAUUGAUAAAAAUUGAAUGAGCAGAAGUCAAAACAGUGUCCAUUCCAAAAUUCGUUACUCCAGCGCUUUCAAUAUAUAUAUAUACAUUAAUUACUUAUUUAUACCUAAACAUAUCAGUGUGAAUUGUUUACAAACCGCUUCAAA
Drosophila virilis is the source of this 3061-nucleotide messenger RNA. RefSeq names its product phosphatidylinositol 4-kinase II alpha (gene Pi4KIIalpha). The record is from RefSeq and is a predicted model, not a curated record. Gene Ontology annotation, cellular component: plasma membrane; endosome; trans-Golgi network. NCBI's taxonomy places the organism in Eukaryota, Metazoa, Arthropoda, Insecta, Diptera, Drosophilidae. Gene Ontology annotation, molecular function: 1-phosphatidylinositol 4-kinase activity. Gene Ontology annotation, biological process: endosome organization; Golgi organization; phosphatidylinositol phosphate biosynthetic process.